This is a messenger RNA of Peromyscus maniculatus bairdii (prairie deer mouse), 2987 nucleotides long. Lineage: Eukaryota; Metazoa; Chordata; Mammalia; Rodentia; Cricetidae. The record is from RefSeq and is a predicted model, not a curated record.
AUGGAAGCCAAGAAGAAAGCACCCUGUCCUGGACUUGGCUUGUUUUACACAGUGUUGUCUGCCUUCCUUUUCUCAGUGGCCUCUUUAUUUGUUAAAAAAGUGCAAGACGUCCAUGCUGUAGAGAUCAGUGCAUUUCGAUGUGUGUUCCAAAUGCUAGUUAUUAUUCCUUGCUUAAUAUACAGAAAAACUGGGUUCAUAGGUCCCAAAGGUCAACGACUUUUCCUUCUUCUCAGAGGGGUCUUUGGUUCCAGUGCCAUGAUCCUUAUGUACUAUGCUUUCCAGACGACGUCCCUCGCAGAUGCCACAGUUAUUGCAUUUAGCUGUCCAGUGUUUACAUCAAUAUUUGCUUGGAUAUUUCUCAAGGAAAAGUAUAGCCUUUGGGAUGCUUUCUUCACAUUGUUCGCGUUCGUUGGAGUGAUCCUUAUCGUGAGACCGCCAUUUUUAUUUGGCUCCGACACUUCAGGCAUGAGAGAAAGCUAUUCAGAGCACAUUAAGGGAACAUUUGCUGCAAUUGGACAUGCUGUGCUAGCUGCAAUGACUCUGGUUAUCCUAAGAAAAAUGGGAAAAUCUGUGGACUACUUUCUGAGCAUUUGGUAUUACGUCAUACUUGGCCUUCCUGAAUGCAUCAUCAUCCUCUUUGUCAUAGGAGAAUGGAGUCUCCCGUAUUGCGGGCUGGAUAGGCUGUUUCUCAUACUCAUUGGACUCUUGGGUUUAGGGGGUCAGAUAUUUAUCACUAAAGCGGUUCAAAUAGAAAAAGCGGGGCUCGUAGCAAUAAUGAAGACAAUGGAUAUAGUCUUUGCUUUUAUCUUCCAGAUUGCUUUCUUUGAUAAUAUGCCGACCUGGUGGACGGUGGGUGGGGCUCUCUGUGUAGUCGCCAGUACUACCGGAGCAACCAUUCGUAGGUGGGUCCAGAGUUCCAAGUGAAAUGUCCCUGUUGAAAUCUAUAUUUUUUUUCAAGUAUGCCAUCACCCAGCUUAGACAUCUUACACACCUACACACAUACCUGGAAAAUCUGCAUUAUUCAUCGGUUAUAUUUAAUAAAUUUCAUAAAUAAAGUACCAUUUUUGAAUAUGGUAUCUUUUUAAUUAAGAGUAGCUAGUCUAGCCUAGCAAUUUUUGGAUAGCUUUUAUUUUUGCUUUGGCUUCUUGGGGUCGGGGUGUCAUUUGAGAAGAUAGCUCAUUUGAGGAAUUUCAGAAAUUUUUAUGAGUACAAUUUUUAAAACUUUAUUUUUGACACAGGAUAUGGAUGGGAAAUACUCUAUUUUAGCGGUAUAGAUAAGAAGCUUAAUGUUGACAAUGCUGCUAUAAUUAGUACUGUGUUAAUCCUUCAUUUGCAGUGUGAUUGCAUUUAGGAUGCCAAAGCUGAAACUUGGUACAGGUGCCUAUUUCCCGAUAGGAAUAUAAGUGAACCAGCCUUAUUUUCAAGGAUCUCCCAGAUGGUCAUUACACUUUUAACUCUUAUUUGUGCCUUUUUGUUUUGAGGCUGGAAUUUUUAUAUGUCCUCUCUGAACAGAGCCUUUAGCUCGCCACACGUGGUUAGCAGUUCUCUCUCUCUGUCUGUUAGUAACUCUGGCUAUCAUUUUGAAGUUUUAAUGGUCUCCUGUUUUAUUGAGAUUGCACUAUUUUUUUUCUCACAUUCUAAGAUUUCCAAUCUUAAAAUCAUGAGAGAGAAAUCUUGGCGUGACUAAUGUGCACAUUCCCAUCCUGAGGUGUUUACAUUUGAGAUGUGAUGAUUUUCUACAAAUUCACUUUGAAUUCAUAGUGUGAUGCCAAAUACAGUUUCCUCAGGAUUGUUCUAGGUUAGGCCAUAUCAAAUUGCCCAGAUUGUACCAUUUUCAUUGACAAAAGCUCUAGCAGGUAGCCCCUUUAAAGUUCAGGUCUGUUAUUAAACUUACUCUUACAGUCUUCUUCCAUUUUGGAACAAUACAUUAUAACAUGAAAAAUGUAAAGACCUAUUAAUCCACAGUAGAUUGACUUUCACUGUUUCUUGCAUAUAUAACACAAAUCACAAAUAAAUGCUAGUCUUUGACUGACCGGCUGUACCACAAGACUAGUGUGAACUCAGACAGUAGACUCUAACUGUGGAGCAUCAGCAGGCCCCUACUCUCCUGUGAAAGAGGCACGUUUGGGAGAUUGGUCAGGGUGUUGAGAGUACAUGACCAUGCGUCUGUCCCUCUGGAUGCCUUUAUGGUAAGGCCAUAGUGGCUGCCACAUCUUACUCUGCCAGACAGCCUCUAUUGUUAUCUUCAGCUGCAGAGUUGGGGGGCUGUCUGUUCUUUCCCAGUCUCCCACAGUUCUUCCAAAGGCAGGAACCGGGCUCCUGGGACUUAGAUUCUGUUAAGAGGAUCUCCUCCAGUAGUUCCAAAGAGGAACUUUAAAUGCUUUUUUUAAAGUACUUUCCAUCUGACAUCCUAGAUGAUACUUGUUUAGCUGAGUCAUCUAAAUCACACUUGACCUGACUCAUACUCUUGGAACUUAGAUUUGCAACCAUGUCAUUCUAUCAGCAUCUCAGAAAACACAGUCAACAGCCUUUUUGAGCUCAGAGCUGUCUUAGAGAUCAUCCUGUGGGGGCCAAGCUCCAUAAACAGGGAUGACAGGAUGGAGACCCGCAGUAGCUGGGUUUCCGUGGAGGCAGCCUCUUCUCAGUUCCACCUAUGGAAAGUCAGACACUCCUGGAAACACCGACUAACUUACAAAAUAGAGGAGUCUCUGGUACUGUGGAAGACAAAACCAUUUGGAAACAUGUUUCAUUUUUGGCUGUAUCUUAAGUACUUGAAUGUCACAAUAUGUGGCUGACAUUGUUCUUAUCCCAACCUUUACAGGGUAUGAUUUUUAAACAAUGUUCAAGUGGUAUACAAGGCUAUGUAUUGUAACAAGUAUGGGGGGCUAUGUAUUUUCCAAAGAUUGUAGUUUCUAUAUCUUGCAAAGGAAAAUAUUUUUCCUAACUUGUUUUUAUUUUGUAAGUAAUAAAAUUAUAAAAGAAAGUGA